Messenger RNA from Brassicogethes aeneus, 1218 nucleotides. The record is from the annotation of a GenBank genome assembly. NCBI's taxonomy places the organism in Eukaryota, Metazoa, Arthropoda, Insecta, Coleoptera, Nitidulidae.
AUGGAAGCUAAUAAACUGGUCAUUGAAGCAGUUCAACCUGAUGAUCCGAAAAAAUAUUUUAUUCUAAACAUUGAUCAUGAACUUGCAAAAGAUAAACGGGACUCGACCUUGGAGCACACAGAUCGUUCAAAACUUUCAUAUGAGAAGUUUUCAAAAUACAUGGAUAGAUUUAAUGAACUUUGCUUUAUUACUACAAGAGAUGUGCAUAUGACUCAUGAAAAUAGAAUAGAAGGCCUUAAAAUUAUAAGACGUAUUAUUCAUAAAGCAUCUCCAAGUAAUCUUUCUAAUAUUCAUAUUAUUCAUAUAUUGUGGGGUUACCUUACUUGUUUGCAUCAUUUUCAGACAAGACUUAUUUUAAAAUCAGGCCCUAUUAGCUGGUUCAGGCAAAGAAAGUUUAAAAAAGUGGCAAAAUUUCUGGAUAGUAUACUAAAUUUUUUUCCAAAAGAGUAUUUUUUUAUUAUUCUUAGUUCAGUGUUAACUUUUUUUAAAGUUGGAAAAUUGUGGGAAAAUGAAGAAAUUUCUUAUUUGGCACUCUCAAAAACAUUGCUAUUUAUUGGAAAUAUUGAGGAUUCCUUUAUGUUUCUUAUACAGGCAGCAGAAGAAUGGGCUGGAAAAGACGCUAUACAAGCCAGAGAUAUAAUUGAAGUUCUAUUUGAAAUGAUGGAUUUUCUAAAAUGUAAAAGUUUACCCAAAGAUGUUAUAUUAAAAUUUAUUACAAUUUUUCAACUAAGCAUUGACCCUGAUUGUGAAGAUAAUGUAAAAUAUAUUCAUCUUAAUCAUGGAAUUCAAACUUGUAUCGGAGCUUGUAUCAAACAUUUUUCAAAUAAGGAAACAGCGAAAUUGUUAUAUACGAUUUUAAAUCAUGUGCAUACACAAGACCUCUCUGAAGACGCAAUUAUAGCAUUUGCAUCGUUAGCUGAAAAUGCAGCGUCAAGAUUAAUGUACAAUUCGCCUAUGAAAACAAGACCAAUUCCAAUUAUAACGUUAUGCUUUAAAUUUAUCAAAAGCAAGAGUUUUUUUGAAUGCAUGUUAGGCUUAGUUGUAUACCAAAACUUAUGGGACAGAUAUAAAAACAAACCCUACUUUACAACCCCUAGAAUAUUUCAAAGCGAAGAAAAUUUUAAUUUAACCUUUGCCUUGUAUGCGAGAGAAAGCGGACAGUUUUUUAAAUCUAUACGUAAUCGAUUCCAAGAAUGUUUUCUUAGUAUUAAUUUUUAG